GCUGCAGGCCAGCGCGUCAAGGUUGGCAGAUACUCGGAGAGAGAUCAGGCCGCCGAUUCGCAAGCAAGCGCAAAGACGGCUGCUCCUGUUGGUUUCAAGAGCAAGGUAGUCAGUCGCCGGCAUUGCGAGCUCUGGUGCGACAACGGUCAGUGGUUCAUCAAAGACGUCAAGAGUAGUUCUGGUACCUUCCUGAACCAUGUUCGUCUGAGCAGUCCAGGAAUGGAGAGCCGUGCGUUUCCCCUGAAUGAUGGCGAUAUCGUCCAACUGGGUAUCGACUUCAAGGGUGGAGAGGAAGUCAUCUUCCGUUGCGUCAAGAUUCGCAUUGAGUGCAACCGAGGCUGGCAAAAGAGUUUGAACCAAUUCAACACUGCAACCCACAAGAACAUUCUAAAACAAGCAAAGGUCAACAACGCCAAAGACAGCGACGCUCAGUCAACCCACAGCUCAGAGUGCUCAAUCUGCCUGAACCCUGUCGCUCCAUGCCAAGCUCUCUUUGUCGCGCCCUGCUCACAUGUUUGGCACUACAAGUGCGUUCGCACUCUCAUCUAUCCCAGCUGGCCUAGCUUUCAAUGCCCAAAUUGUCGUGCCUAUGCCGAUCUGGAAGCCGACGUGGAGCCUCCAGAGGAA
Aureobasidium namibiae CBS 147.97 is the source of this 627-nucleotide messenger RNA. RefSeq lists its product as uncharacterized. Gene Ontology annotation, biological process: mitotic spindle assembly checkpoint signaling; negative regulation of septation initiation signaling; protein ubiquitination. Lineage: Eukaryota; Fungi; Ascomycota; Dothideomycetes; Dothideales; Saccotheciaceae. The record is from RefSeq and is a predicted model, not a curated record. Gene Ontology annotation, molecular function: protein binding; ubiquitin protein ligase activity. Gene Ontology annotation, cellular component: ubiquitin ligase complex; mitotic spindle pole body; cytosol. The transcript has 2 exons. The annotation marks the transcript as partial.